UCUCUCUCUUUCUCUCUCGCUAUUCUACUCACUCCUUCUCCUUCCAUAUUUUCCUUUCACCUCUCCAUUUUCUUGGAAAAGGUUCUUGAAACUUUGUUUUGUUGCAUAAAUGGGUAAGAUCCGACCCGGAACGGAUCCGAAAGCGGCAUUGGUCUCAGAUAUUCUAACCCUAUCCAUAUCACCAAUCUCUUGCAUUCAUAUCAACCGCAUCUCCGGUUCGUGUUUCAUCGACUGGUAUCUCAUUCUCGGUAUCCAGGAAGAUGCAGAGGUCAAGCUCAUACGUAAACGAUAUCACAAAUUAGCUUUGAAGCUUCAUCCCGAUAAAAACAAUCACCCAAAAGCAGAUAUUGCUUUUAAGCUCAUCCACGAGGCUUACUUAUGUCUUUCAGACGAAGCAAAGAGAAGAUGCUUCAACACGGACCGAAGAAAGAACAUUUGCAUAAAAUGCAGCAGCCGAGUCUCGCACAAAACCAAAGAGAAGAACCGUAGCGAUUCCAAGCCGAACCGGUUCUGUCAAACCCUCAGGGACAUAAGGGACAAGUUCAGAGAGGAGAACAAGGUGAUAGAGAGGUGUCUAAAAACAAAUAGUGCAAGAUUCAUGGGGAACAGAACAACAGAGGAAAGCUCUGUUUAUGGUAUACCAAACCGAAACCGGUUUAAUAAAGAGUCGCCUGUGUUUAACCCAUCAGAUUACAGGUUAUGGGGUUAUCCACAUGUGAGAAAUCGGGUGUUGGACAACAACUUGUCGGAUUGGGGCAUUUUUAUGAGAAGCAGAUCCACUUGUGUUCACUCAUCCUGAUCAAUGUAGUCUUUUUUAUUUUAUUUUUAUUUUAAAAAACCACCCUUUAGUUUAAAUAAAGUGAGAAAAUAUCUAUUGAAGAAUUUCGUAGCUUCUUCAUUGUAUUCUUUCAU
Messenger RNA from Capsella rubella, 912 nucleotides. Its product is annotated as pre-mRNA-splicing factor cwf23. The coding region runs from base 110 to 799 and encodes 229 amino acids. The transcript is spliced from 4 exons. The record is from RefSeq and is a predicted model, not a curated record. Lineage: Eukaryota; Viridiplantae; Streptophyta; Magnoliopsida; Brassicales; Brassicaceae.